AUGAUUAUGCAUUUCGUAAUUAGGGAAAGUAAAUCUAUCGACCUAUCAAGCGUUUGUUUCGAAAAUUUGCAAAAAAAAAAUUUGUUCGAAGCCUAGGGUUUUGUCCAUCUCUGUCUAGAACAGAUGGCACCAUUUAUCAACAAACAACAAAAACAAAUGUCAACGAAUGUAUGAAAUGUACCAAAAGCUGCCAAAAAUUAUUUGAUUUAUCAUAUAAAAUUGUCAAAUUAUUUACAGUACUUUCCUAAACAAUAUUAAGCCUUCUAAUUAUGUUCAAUUGCGACCCAUGAAUUAAUCAAACCUUUCAAACAAACUGUAUCAUAACAUUGUCAAUGUGAACCAAAUGCUUGUUACAGUAAGUAACGAGUGACAAAUAGAAAAUUGUAAAAGUCCACAAUAUUUAACUUACUAUAUAUAACAAUAUCAUGGCAAUAAAGCUACAAUCCCAACUGUGGAAUCCCUUGGAAAUGAAGAAUAUUAAAUUAUAAGUCAUCAAACUCUGUGAAUACAAUUAAACCUCAAGAUCCAACUAAAUUAUAAGUCUUUGAACUCUCUGAAUACAAUUAAACCUUAAGACCUCAACUAAAUUAUAUUGCAUUAAAGUAUUUUCGAAAUGAAUAAACCACAAGAGCUUGUAACAUCUAAUGAAACUGUUUCUAAUACAUCGAAAACAAGUUCUGCUUCAAAUUUGCAAGAAAAAUGUUGCGCAUUACUUUGUAGCUGCUUCAAAGUCAAUCGUAGAAGACGGUCCAAGGAAAAUUUUAAUUGUGAACCGAAGGAAUGUGAUUACAUAGUUGAGAAACUUGUUGUAAAGCAUGUGCCUUUUACAUUCUUUACAGAAUCUCAGAAUAAUGAUACUCCUAAACAAAAUAAAGCAAUUAUUACUCAUUCUGUUCAGAACAUGUUUUAUAAUUUUACAAACUUCCAAAAAGCAAUUGUUGAUAGAAAUCAACUGAACAUAGGGAAUUAUAAUUUACAGCACAUUGAUAUAAAGCCACAAAUUAACAAUAGAUUGCCAUGUAAACAAAUAUCUGCAGAUGAUGAAUUUUUAAUUGAAAAUAUAAAUACUAACGAAUCGACUAUAACGUUUAGGUGGAAAAUCAUUGUGAAACAUUAUAAACCUAACGUGACAAAUUAUUCCAAAAGUUCUGAGAGUAAGAUGUUAAGCCACAGAAGGACAAGAAAAAAGUCUCAUAAGCUCCAAGACCUACACACAGAUAAACCUGAAAUAAAUUAA
Hylaeus volcanicus is the source of this 1237-nucleotide messenger RNA. RefSeq lists its product as uncharacterized. Bases 614 to 1237 code for a protein of 207 amino acids. The record is from RefSeq and is a predicted model, not a curated record. The transcript is spliced from 2 exons. NCBI's taxonomy places the organism in Eukaryota, Metazoa, Arthropoda, Insecta, Hymenoptera, Colletidae.